Messenger RNA from Acanthaster planci (crown-of-thorns starfish), 3787 nucleotides. RefSeq lists its product as uncharacterized. Gene Ontology annotation, biological process: regulation of transcription by RNA polymerase II. NCBI's taxonomy places the organism in Eukaryota, Metazoa, Echinodermata, Asteroidea, Valvatida, Acanthasteridae. The record is from RefSeq and is a predicted model, not a curated record. Gene Ontology annotation, molecular function: DNA-binding transcription factor activity, RNA polymerase II-specific; RNA polymerase II cis-regulatory region sequence-specific DNA binding.
UGCCUGUUGUUGUUUUCAUAAUGACUCCGCGGCACACACACCCUUCGUGAUCAGAGCCCGAAAUAAAUUACGGCGAUGUUCGGCAAUCCAGCUCAAGAUUUCGAAUGUAAAAAUUGCCAGAAACGGUGAAUUGUUGUCUAAGCUUCGCCAGCGAACAGGAAUGUCUACCCUCCCUCCUUCGCCACCUUCAACCCCUCCCGCCAAAUUCCCAAUGGAAGCUUACUUUCAUAAGAGGCAACCAACCUCAAGCUCUGCCAUGGAGCGGUCUGACUAUGACGCGGUGCAGACGUUGCUCCUGAUGAGGAACUGCCCUCCGCCUGCUAAGCCCGACACCACCUCGCUCCUACUCCCUUCCCCAAGGAGUCUGCCCUCUGAUGCUCCCCUGUCACCAGCGUCUUCCCUCGAUGAGCCGGGGGAAGUUGUUGACAUGGACUGUACAUCUCCCAGCAGAAGAACAAUUGGCCAUAUCGAGACACCUCCUCUGACUCCCCCACCUGUCCAGACUGUUAGCAAAUAUCACAUUCCUGUCAUGACAGGAUCAGCAACCAGAGUCACACCUGUGUUUCCCAGCAGCCAUACAGCCCCUGCCCCGAUUCCUAGCAGCCCCUUGCUGACGACGCACCGAAUCGACAGCUGCAGCGUGGUCAAUGCCACGCCCAGUGUCAUGUCCUGCCAGGAACGGCCCAGCAUGUGGGCCAAGGACGUGGUGGCCCCAGCUCAACCCUCCGCCACCCAGGCGAGCGCGGCAAGCAGCCUGGUGACACUGACACUGCCACCUUGUACUCAAAGUGUGACUGCAGCCCAGAAGCUGUCUCGGUCAUCCAGAACUCUUCCCACACGUACUGUCAGUGCAGUGCCUGGUAAUGUGUUCAAAAUCCCUCUGAUGAACGCAGGAAGUGUGUGCCGUUUUGUGCCUGCUGGUGCCUCAGGAUCAAGUGCAAUCCCCCCUUCAGCUCCUACAGUUGCAACACAGACACCCAUGGUAUUGGACAAUAACUUCUCUGCCAGCAAGGUGUCGGCUGUCCCCGUGCCCUCAAGUCAGACAAAAGCGGACAGUCCCAAGCCUGUGCCAAGCUCUACCCAAUAUAAACUUAUUGUGAUGGCUGUGCCUGCAGACUUAAUGCAGACUGCACCAAAGAGUGACCAAACUGUUACCACGGGGACCAAGUAUUGCGCUCUUGCCCCAGCACCUGUGUCAAAUGCAAACUCCUCCAAUGCAAACAAAGCCAGUGUGCAGCCCUCAGUCAUGGAAUUUCUGAGAAGGCGGAACCAUGUUUGCCCGCAUGAGAACUGUGGAAAGACGUACUUUAAGAGUUCGCACCUGAAGGCACACCUCAGGACACAUACAGGUGAGAAACCCUUUAUCUGCAUGUGGGAAAACUGCGACAAGCGCUUUGCACGCUCAGACGAGCUGUCCCGUCACAAGCGCACCCACACAGGGGAGAAGAAAUUCACCUGCCCCAUGUGCGAUCGCCGCUUCAUGCGCAGUGACCAUCUGACCAAGCAUGCCAGGCGUCACAUGUCGGCUAAGAAGAUUCCCAACUGGCAGCUGGAAGUGACCAAACUGACCGACAUGGCGUCCAGUGAGAAGCAGGCCAGCCUGGUACAGGGCGUUAUCCUUAGUCCCGUGCAGUAACGGACUGCCAGAGUUUCAGAGCUGGAAAGUGUAGUGUAUCUUUGUUAUUUAUUGAAACAAGCAUGGUUUUUGUGGAUCCUGUUGGAUACACCUGCCUGAAACACCUGCCUGAUGAAUAGAUCGUGUUUCUUCGAUUUUGAAGGGUGUGUCUCACAGAAGACAUGUAGUAGCAGGGAUGAUACCCCAAAAUAAUGGCAAAAAGACUUUGGUCCUGGCCAGCUGUGGGUAAUCUCAUAUUUUGUACAGAGAUAAGUAGUCAGAAAUUGCACAUUAAAAACUACCCCAAACGGAUACAUUCAUUUGUCUUUGAUCUGAUGAAAUCAGAAGUGGACAUUUCCCCCCUGAGGAAGGCAUCACCCGGUAGUUCCUGUUGUGGAAGAAGUUUACUCCAGAGGAUUUCGAUUACAGUUGCAAAUAUGCAUGUGGUAAACGACUACUCAGAGAACGUUUUGUGUUCCUUGAAAACUUUGGGAGUUUAACUGAACUUAUCUAUUAUAGAUGAAACGGAUAGAUUGUGUUUUUUGUAGACUUUUCAUAUUUUCAUGUUAUAAAGGGUCUUUGAGAUGAAAGACAUUACAUUGCUUUUAUCAGCAGAGCCAUUGACAUGUACUUGAUGCAGAUGUGCACAAUAGCCACUUUGACAGAUACAUCUUUGAAACAUUGUUUGCUUUUUUUAAAAUGGUAAAAUUUAUAAAAUUGUGUACCCUCAAGUAUUUUCAUUGUAAAUUUACUUCACUUUCAACUCGUAGCUGUAAUGUGACCUGAUCUGACAAGAUAAGUCUGAGCUAUGUUAAUCCAAGCUGUUUUGAAAUGUUCAUUUCACAUCACUGUAUUUGCCUCGAAAAUUUUCUGACACUAAUGGAAUUUUUAAUUAGCUGCUGAUUCCUCACUGGUCACAUUGUAGAUCUGUCAUCGGUGCAUAAUGUUACAGAUACAUGUAGUAUUAAAAAGAUGAGAAAGUGGGCUUUUCAGGAAAAGAACAGCCAUGAAAGAUCAUGACUCAUGUUGUAAGAACAGGUCAUGUUUAUGUGUAAGUGCAUUAAGGUGGAUAUUUCAUUGAAAAUUUGGCAGUUUAGAGGGUUGCUAAAAUGUUCAAAGGUAAAGGAUCUUUGUCAAGAUAAAAGGUUUCCGAAUGAUAAAGGUAAGAACAUUGUCAAUUCUAGUGGCCUUUAAUUUGAUAUGAAUUUAUUUUUUGGUAAGUUCAUGUACAGAAAGAUUGUCUCAGGAAGAAUUUGGAAGUUGUAAGUUGUUUAAGUGAUGCAUUGUAAAUUGCGAAGCAAAAUACAUCUGGUCUGCUCCUGUACAGCUAUGCUACAACUUGGCAAAACCAGAACUCAUGGUGAAACUAACCAUUUGGGUGUGGUCUUUAUCAAGAACGUCUUUAAUGACUUAAUCUACAAAUUGCUAAACUUCUUGAAGGGCAUAUGAACACAAAGUAUGCUUGCUACUCUCACAUGAAGGAGGAACGAAGUGCGCGUAAUUCAAACAAGUGAUUUUGAUUUGGAAUAAAUCAGUAGACAAAAUAUUUGUGAAAACUACUGGAAAACGUUCAUGUAUUUGGUCGAUCAGUACGGCAGCAUUGCUACGUAAGUCUUUGAAAAAGAAAUGAAAGUUUGCUCGUUUACGUUAGGUUUCUGACCCAUGCCAAAGAUAACCAUUUUUUGAUAUCAGUAGUUUGAUUGUGAGUGAAACCCGAGAAUUAAGAAAAAAGAUUACAAGUAAUUGGGUCAUUUGAUGAUCAAGUAUUAAAGUAUGCCUUUACGAUGCUGCAGGGUUUGAUGGCGAAAUUAAGUUCCUUUUUCAUGGAAAGAUGGUGGGAACUUAGGAAGUGCAAUGUACGUGAAGUUUAUAAAAAAAAGCAAGGUCACAAAAAUAAAAGAAUGGAAAAACCAUUUGAUUGAAGAAGCUUAGUGCAUACAUUCUGAUUUGUAUGUUUUUAUAUGAUACGUUGACAGUAGUGUUUAUGUAAUCAUUGCGUGUUACUAUUUUGUUACUUUCAAUGAAUUAUUUGUACAAUUUUUAAGAGUAUUAAAAUUGAAUACAUGUACUCGUAUAUUGUCAACCCCAGAACGUUCGGUAAGUAGGUAAAUUUCAACUUACGAAGCAUUUGUCACUACGGAUAUUAAAGAGAUAGCAUCCACUGUUAUCACA